Messenger RNA from Entamoeba invadens IP1, 333 nucleotides. RefSeq lists its product as hypothetical. The record is from RefSeq and is a predicted model, not a curated record. The transcript has a single exon. Lineage: Eukaryota; Evosea; Mastigamoebida; Endamoebidae. The coding region runs from base 1 to 333 and encodes 110 amino acids.
AUGAGUGCCUUCACCCCAGUGAAUAAAGAACUCUACAGUGUCAUUGAGUCAAUCAUCAUGAACGAAUUUGUGGUGUCACGAACACCAUCUUCUGAAGUAUGCUGCAAGUCUCCAAAGCCAGUCAAAGUGAUUCCAAUGAAACUUAAAAGACGAGAAAAGAAGUACUGGUCACCUGAACAAAAGAAAAUAGCCAUUUCAAGAGCAAGUGUUUUAGGUCUUUCCAAAGCAACACGGAUGCUCCAAAAUGAGAUGCCCAGUAUUUUUGGUGAUCUUUCACCAUCGACUUUACAGUAUUGGGUACAAAAACAAAGAACGGAACAUAACAUGUGUUAA